CCUCGCCUGACCAAUGGGCGACGUCCUAACAGAUGUUGGCUACGCAACGGGUUGGUAAACGAACUCCUGAGCAUCCUCCGCUGCUGUCAUCAUUUUUGGGACGCGAUGGGACGCAGGAAGUCCAAGAGAAAGCCACCACCCAAAAAGAAGAUGACGGGCAACCUGGACACCCAGUUCACCUGUCCGUUCUGUAACCACGAGAAAUCCUGCGACGUCAAGAUGGAGAGAACUCGGAACACGGGAAUCAUAUCGUGCAGCGUGUGCUUGGAGGAGUUUCAGACUCCUAUAACAUAUCUUUCUGAACCCGUGGAUGUUUACAGCGACUGGAUCGACGCCUGCGAAGCGGCCAAUCAGUAGUCACAUCGACACAACUCACGCCUCCCUCGAAUUGUUUUUAGUUCCACUUUUGUUCACCGAGUCACAUUCCUCUGGUCGGGUCGGAGUGACUUCCCAUUGUAAAUAGAAACAUGUUUCACGUCUGUACGUAGCCUCCACUUGUUUGGGGUAGAUGUUUUAUUUUUCCUGUUGAUGGACAAAACCGUCUUGGAAAUUUUUCCACUGUUAAAGUAUUAUUUCACCCCCAUUUAAAUAAUCUGCCAUUUACUAUUUUUAAGUUUUAAUUUUCUAAAGUUUGUGUUUUACUGUUUUUAUUUUAGUUUUGUUUCUGUAGGACCUGUGUCAGUGAUGCACUGAAAAAAAAACAACCCAAAAAAACUUGCCAACUUUUUUAUCCCAGCGGUUUUCAUAAUCGUCUUGUGUUUUCGCGCCACUGUGAUGCAUUCCACACCGGUGAUUAAAGCAAUGAAAUCACAGUC
Poeciliopsis prolifica (blackstripe livebearer) is the source of this 815-nucleotide messenger RNA. It is a transcript of the gene elof1, whose product is annotated as elongation factor 1. Gene Ontology annotation, biological process: transcription elongation by RNA polymerase II. Gene Ontology annotation, molecular function: RNA polymerase II complex binding. Gene Ontology annotation, cellular component: transcription elongation factor complex. The transcript has 4 exons. The record is from RefSeq and is a predicted model, not a curated record. NCBI's taxonomy places the organism in Eukaryota, Metazoa, Chordata, Actinopteri, Cyprinodontiformes, Poeciliidae. The coding region runs from base 106 to 357 and encodes 83 amino acids.